UAGAUUUAGGGGUGCUUUUGAGCCCCAAAACCCGCGUCUCGUUCUCUCUUCGCUCCCUCAGUGACUGCGAGCACUCUUUCUCUGAAUCUGAAGUGAACUCAGUCGAAGCUGAUACGGAUCCAAAUCUUCUCUUAAGCAACGAAAAGGUGUAGCUACAGUCAUUCACAGAACAUCAGCCAAACAGAUCGCCACUGCACUCACUCGGGCCCAAUCUGAGAUUUUCUUGGAUUGGAUCCACAGGUGUUACGGGAAGACAAGUAGAAAAGAAACUAUGAUCGGGGUAGGGAAGAUCAAGCAAUACUCUAACGUGCUUGACAAACCCCUUAGCAAGGGCAAACAAGAGGUCAGUUUAAGUGCUUUUGCAUUCUUGUUCUCAGAGCUUGUUCAGUACAAUCAGACACAGGUUGACAACAUUUCUGAGUUAGAACGCAGGCUUGAGGAUGCUGGGUAUGCUGUUGGUGCUCGAGUUUUGGAACUUCUUUGCCAUAGGGAUAAGGGGAACAGAAGAGAAAUGCGAUUGUUGGGUAUUUUAUCUUUUGUACACAGUACUGUAUGGAAGGUGCUAUUUGGAAAGGUUGCUGACUCACUUGAAAAAGGCACUGAACAUGAAGAUGAAUACAUGAUCAGCGAAAAAGAGCUCCUUGUGAAUCGAUUCAUUUCAAUUCCAAAGGACAUGGGUACAUUUAAUUGUGGGGCAUUUGUUGCUGGAAUUGUAAGAGGUGUUUUGGACAGUGCAGGUUUUCCAGCAGUAGUUACAGCUCAUUUUGUACCUGUUGAAGGUCAGCAACGACCACGAACAACCAUUUUGAUAAAGUUUGCCGAAGAGGUUCUAGUAAGAGAAGCAAGGUUAGGUUGAUGAUUGUAGCAGGAUAUUUUCUUGUCAACACACUGCAACGUAUUUGCGAAUGGCAAGUCUUGAACCGGGCAGCUGCAAUCGUGGAUUUUUAUGAGUAAAUACUGUCAAUCAUACUUGUGGGAAUUUCAGCUCUCUUUGAUUUAUUUUGAUGUUUGUGAUUUACUGAUAGUGAUUAUUAAAAAGGGGGUUGAUGUUGAGUAAAUGUUGCAUCUGUUGGUGUUUUGAUGGGCGUAAAUGGAUUGUUUAUGGUCAGUCAAGUAAGCCUCCCGGGUGGAAAUGUGUCAUUGGAAAUCUAGUUUUGCUUCCGUACUACAGUAUUACAUUAAUGCAAAAUUUCUUCAGAAGUAA
Tripterygium wilfordii is the source of this 1204-nucleotide messenger RNA. RefSeq names its product trafficking protein particle complex subunit 5-like. Lineage: Eukaryota; Viridiplantae; Streptophyta; Magnoliopsida; Celastrales; Celastraceae. The record is from RefSeq and is a predicted model, not a curated record. Gene Ontology annotation, biological process: endoplasmic reticulum to Golgi vesicle-mediated transport. The transcript is spliced from 9 exons. Gene Ontology annotation, cellular component: TRAPPIII protein complex; TRAPPI protein complex; TRAPPII protein complex. Bases 272 to 856 code for a protein of 194 amino acids.